AUAGGAAAUGCGAUGUAGAAUUGCACUAAGUUGGAUUUAAUUUCCUGCAAAAAUAAAUGGCAGCAUUGGUUACUAUUGAUCGCAAUGCGUUUAUAGGUUUUAUUUGGCUGGCAAGCUCGUGCAUACAACAGAUAUUUUAUCAGCCUGCAAACCGUAACUAUAGGCCGACUGACAUUUCUACGACGAGAAACAUUUCAAUUGUAGUCUAUCGGCAAUGAGUACAGAGGGGGAUCAGAGCGAGCAAUCGCCAAGACUGGAGGCCGUGAUUCAGAAGUUGGAGGAGUCUCUUUUGCACGCCGACAGCAGUGGGGAAGAAAUUAUGACAUUACGAGGUGAUGGGCUAGACUUUGCCGCGACGCCGGUUCCGGCUCGUAUCCGCCAGAUCAUCACCCGCAACCUGACUGAGGAAUCCACAGCCUCCAACAGUGGCACUCCGAGAGUUUCCCUGGAGAACGAGAACCAGCUUCUGAAGGACCUCCUGUCCCAGACCAGAAAAGACCGUGACCAGUUGCUCGUCAAACAGGCGGCCCUCACAGACAGGCUGGAGCGGAUGCUAGCCCUGCAGUCGCAGGACUCGGACGGAGACAGCGUGUCCUUGGAGCACCACAGGCUCCAGGCCGAGGAGAAGAUCUACAGGCACAAACUUCAGGCCUUCCAGGAGGGCCAGCAGAGACAGGCUCAGCUAGUCCAGAAACUGCAGAGCAAGGUGCUUCAGUACAAGAAAAGGUGUGGGGAACUGGAGGAGCAGGUGUUGGAGAAAACCUCUGAAUCUGAAAAGCUCAAACUCUCACUGCAGGCCUACUUGGACAGUUCUGCGAGCCGCCUGCGUCGGGCGGAGCAGGAACGCAGCUCGGACCUGCAGAGCAAGCUCUGUCAGCUGGAGGAGGAGCAGAAGAGGUGUGCCGGCCUCGCCCAGGUCAACGCCCUGCUCCGGGAGCAGCUGGAGCAGGCCGGCGUGGCAAACCAGGCGCUGACGGACAGCCUGCGGAAGGCCCGCGACGAGGCCGACCAGAAAGACGCCCGAAUGCGCCGGGAGCAGGAGACAUGCGCUUCCCGGCUGGGCCGCGAGCAGGCCCGUGUGCGGAUGCUUUGGCGCCAGGCUGCCUCCCUACGGAACGGCUUCACCCAGCUCCGCGCGGCCACUGACAGGAGUCUGGCGGACAUGCGGGUGGAGUGCGUUACCGUGAGCCGCCACCUCCACAUGGCGUGCACGAGCCUGGAGGCGGCCCAGCCACACCACAGCGCCCUCGGUGGACAGGAGGUGUCAGCGCUGGAGAAGCAGCUGCGAGAGAAGCUGAGGGAAGCCAUGCAGCUUCAGAGCCGCUGGGACUCGGAGAAAGUGGAACUCAACUCCAGGAUUUCGGAGCUGACGGACACGGUGCAGCAGCUGAGGGGGCAGAGCUGUGAGCAAGAGGAGGGCUUGGCCGCCAUGAAGACCAGUCUGGACAGGAUGGAUAUCUGCAGAGCUGAAGACCAAGCGGAGAUGGUGGCCCAGCGGAGGGAGAUUGACAGUCUCCAGCAGAUCCUUCACAGUGUCUCCCAGCUGGCUCGCAGUGACAGUGACAGCGGCACCUCUGAAGGUGUCACAGACGGGGCGGAGCCCUGCCUCCUCUCCCCUCCCCCCACGCCCUCCCCCGCCUCCAGCCGAGCCACUUCCCCCCGCCAUAGCCCCUCCCCCUCUCGCCGGGACAGCACCCUGCUGGCGGUGCAGAGCGCCCUCUCUCGACGGAGGCUGCAAGCGCAGGAGCUGCGCACACGCCUGGAUUCGGCCCAGGAGCAGGUGAGCGGCCUGCGGAGGCAGGUGCAGGAGGGGGAGGCGGAGAGGAGGCAGCUGGACCAGAGGGCCGAGGAGCUCCGGGAGGAGGCCGAGCUGACCCAGAGGGCCCUGGAGGAGAGCCGCAGGGAGGCGCAGAGGUAUCGCUCCUCCUUGGACGUCGUCGGCAGCGAGAAGGGGAGCCUGGAGAAUCUCAUCGCCAGCCUGAACCAGCAGAUCGACUCCCAGCAGGCCGAGCUGGAGGCCCUGAAGAGCUCCUGCCUGGAGCUCCAGCAGCAGCAGCACCUCCUGCAGGAGCAGCGCCAAGCCCUGGCCGGGGAGCUGGAGCGCGGGCGGGCGGAGGCCGAGAGGGGGCGGUGGUUCCAGGAGCAGCUGGAGGAGAAGCACUCAAACCUGCGGAAGGAGUUGGUCUCCACAAAGGAGGCCCUGAGUCAGGUGACUCUGCAGAAGGAGGUCCUGGAGGAUGAGAAGGGCAGCCUGACACAAGCCCUCAGCAAGGUUGAGUGCCAGAGCGCGGAGCGAGAACUGGCCCUGGCCAAGCUACAUAGCGAAGAGGCGGGGCUCCGCGACUCCCUGGCUAAGAUGGGGGCCCUGAGCGAGGGACUGGCCAGGGACAAGGUGGAGCUCAACCGCAUUCUGCUGCAGCUGGAGUCGGAGAAGGCGGAGCUGGGCGAGCGCAGGAGGGAGGCGGAGCUGGAGCGGGCGGCGGCUCGAGACGAGGCGGGCCGGCUGGAGCAGGAGCUGCUGGACCUGUGCGCCGAAAAGCGGGCCCUGGAGGCCUCCCAGAGUCACCUACAGGAGGCCCGCCUCGGUCUGGAGAGGGAACUGAGCCUGCUGAGGAGGGAGAAGGCCCAGGCCCUGGAGCAGCACGCGCAGGCGAGCAGACAGAGGCUGGCCCUGACGGAGCAGCUGGCUGCUAACCGGCGGGAGGUGGAGACCCAGGCGGCGGCCCUCCAGAGAGGGGCUCGGGAGAGAGAGGAGCUGGCCAAAGACAAGGCCAGCCUGGGGGUCCAGCUGACGGCAGCCGAGCGCAAAGCCAGGGGACUGGCCCAGGAGCUGGGUGUCCUCAGGGCGGAGAAGGAGUCCCUGGAGACGGCGCUGUUCGAGGGACAGGAGUUUGCCUCGGUGCUGGAUGGGGAGCGCAUGCAGCUGGAAGCCGAGCGGCAGACUCUGCUACGGGCCAACGAGGCCCUGACUCGUGAGGUGGCGCAGGUACGAGGGGAGGCGGAGCUCCAGGCCGCUCAGGCCAAUCGGGAAAGAGAGCAGCGGGAGAGCAGGCAGACCCAGGCGGACAGGGAGGCCCAGCUGACCCUGAGCAGCAGCGAGCGCGUCCACCAGGAGCAGCUGGAAGCCGAGCGGGAGGAAAAGGAGCAGCUGCGAGCGGAGCUGACUGCUCGGAGGGAGCAGCAGGAGCAGCAGCUGCGGCAGGAAUGCGAGGAGCUGCGCACGCGCGGGGAGGCCGACCGGCAGCGCCUGCAGGAGGAGCUGGCCCUGCUGCAGCUGGACCGCGAUGACAGCCUCCUCCAGGCCGAGAGCCACAAGCAGCAGGCCCUGUCCCUGAAGGAGGCAGAGAAGGCAGUGCUGACAGAGAAGCUGGCGGUCGCUCAGGAGGACCUGGCGGCGCUGGAAAUGGAGGUGGAGCGCACGCACAGGGAGGCCCUGAGUCGACAGGAGCAGGACAAGGACACCAUCUCAGGGCUGAACGAUGAGCUGCAGGACCUACGGUCGCGGUUCGAGGAGUCUCUGAGUUCCCACGAGUCCACGGUCCAAAGCCUGACCAAGCAGGCCAAGGAGCAGUCCGAGCAUAAAGAGGCAGCCCUCCAGGAGGUGGAACAGUUCCGGAGGGAGCUUCAGUCGACUGAAGAGAGCCGGGACUCUGGUCGCCGGGAGCUCAUCGAGGUGCACAGGGAGUUGAGGGACUGCAUGCAGGAGCGGGACCUGCGUCGCAAGGAGGUGCUGGACCUGCAGAGGGCGCUGUCCGACGAGACCCGCGAGAAAGAGGCCAUACAGCAGUCUAACCAGGACCUGAGGGCCUCGGUCAAGAGAGUGGAGAGUGAACGCAGCAGCCUGAGGCGAGCCCUGGAGGAGAAGGAGCAGAGGCUGGCGGUGUUGGAGGAGUGCAGGUCCUCCCUCCAGCAGGAGGCAGCAGAGCUGAGGGGCAGCCUGCGCGAGCUGGAGAAGUCCCGUCUGCAGGCACGCAGGGAGCUACAGGAACUGCGCAGACAGGUGAAGACGCUUGAGGGGGAGACGGCGCAGCGGGGCCAGGAGCUCCAGGACCUCCAGGCGCGGGUGUGUCAGGAGGAGCAGCGCGAGGAGGAGUCCCGUCGCGAGGCAUUCAGCCUCAAACAGAGGGUGCUGGAGAGCGAGGCUGGCCGGGAGGCCGCCCAGAAGGAGGUGGCGGGGCUGCAGCGGCGGGCGUCGGAGCUGGAAGAUGCCGAGCGGCAGCUGGUGGAGAAGCUUCGGGAGCAGGAGGCCGGGCGUCAGGAGGGCGAGCGGAAGCACAAGGAGGAGGUGGAGCGGCUGGAGGUGGCGGCGCAGGAAGCCAGGCUCCAGCAGAGGGAGCUGGGCCUGCAGCUGAGCCUGGCAGAGGGCCGGGCCCACGGCCUGGAGGAGCAGCUGGCCCUGGGAGAGGCCUCCGGCAGGGAGCUCCAACAGAGGCUCGCCGGCCUGUCGUCCGUGCUGCGGCGCACCCUGGGAAUCGGGCGAAACGGGCGCUCACAGACCCCUGGGUCCCGCGCACGCAGCCCCUCUCCCCUCCGGGGCCUGUCCCCAGCUAAGGGUGCUGACAGUAUGGAUGAGCGCAGCUCCACCCCAACCCACAGCGUGAGCAGGUCCCCCAUGCGCUCUCUGUCCCCCAUGCGCUCGCUGUCUCCCGUGCGCGGGGAGGACUGGGAACAGGAGCUGGACGCGGUGCAGACCGCCCUCCGUGACUUCCUGCAGGAGCUGAGGGACGCGCAGAGGGACAGGGACGAGGCCCAGGCGAAGGUGCUGAAUCUGUCCCGCCAGCAGGGGGAGCUCCAGAGCAUGCGAGAGAAGCUCAGCGGCCGCCUGCAGCAGCUGCAGAAGGCCGUCGCCGAGCUGGAGGAGGGGAAGCGGGAGGUGGAGGGGCGACUCGGUGGGGCACAGGCCUCCCUCUCCCUGCAGGAGGAGGCCACCAGGCGGGGAGAUAGGGAGAGACGGAGUCUGGGUGAGGAGCUGGCCAUGCUGAGGCGGAGCCUGCAGACGGCUGAGGGAGAGGUCAGGGCACUGCAGGAUAAGCUGGCGCGGGUGCAGUCCUCAGAGGGCCGGCUGGAGGCGGAGCGGAGGAGGCUGAAGGAGGCCCUGGAGGCGGCUGACGGGCGGGGCGCCCGGCUGGAGCUGUCCCUGCGCACCCUGGAGGGCGAGCUGCAGCGGGCGCGGACGGGCGCGGCCGAGCGGGAGGCGGAGGCCGCGGCACUGCAGGAGCGUCUGGCCGGCCUGAGGAGGGAGCUGGGGGAGAGCGAGGACCGGGCGGCCGCCCUGCGGGUCUCCACGGAGAGGCAGGGCGUGGCGCUGACCCGGGCCGAGGACGCCGAGAGCCAGCUGAGGGAGCGCGUGCAGAGCCUGUCCGCAUCACUAGGGGACGCGGGCGCUAACUCCGCCACCUUGCAGGAGCGCGUGGACCAGCUGCAGAAAGCCCUGACCACCUGCGAGCAGGACCGCAAGACGCUGCAGGAACAUCUGGACGUGGCACGAGAGAGCCUGUCGGAGUGUAAGAAGCAGAACCACAUGCUGGCGGAGAGGGUCCAGAACCUGCAGCGAGCCCAGGAGGAGGCUGAGCUCAGGGCCCGAGACCUGGAGAGCCAGACCAGGGCGCUGCAGGAGGCCUUGAGACAGAGGCAGAGCGAGGAGCUGGAGGCCUCUCGGAAGCUGGAGGAGGAGCGGAGCGGCCUGCAGGAGAAGCUGUGCAGCCUGCAGGGCGCCCUGGAGAAGCAGGAGGGUGAGAGGAACGAGCUGGAGCGGGAGCUGGCCAAGAUGGGCAAAGACAAGGGCUCCCUGCGGAGAGCCCUGGAUAAGGUGGAGCUGGAGAAGCUGAGGCAGGAGGAGCAGGCGGUCAGCUCGGGCCGUGAGAGGGAGGAGCUGGAGCAGACCGUGAGCAGCCUGGAGCAGGAGCUGAGCCUACUGCAGGCCGAGGUGCAGCAGCUGCAGGCCGUGAUCACCCAGCUGGAGCGGGCCCACGCGCAGCGCCUCCUGGAGAUGACGUCACGGCACCGUCAGGAGAUGGAGCUGGAGACGGAGCGGCUGCGGGGGACGCAGCAGCAGGCCGAGCGGGCCCUGGAGUCCCGUGAGAGAGCCCACCGGCAGAGGGUCAAGUGCCUGGAAGAACAGGUGUGCACACUCAAAGAGCAGCUGGAGCAGGAGAUGAGGAGGAGGCAAGCCUACGUCAACCAGAUGCUCCGCCCAGGGAUGUAGCCCCAACCACACCCGGAACUUUCCGCCACCGUGUGUUGCGAGUCACCGCCCCGUCUCACACGUGUGAAUCGAUGAGAUCGGCCUCCCUGGAAUCGCUGUAUAGCUCUCUAAGCAGCUUCGACGGCAAAGAAGGAAAACCCAAGGAAUCUCUGGGAACACUGAGGCAACACACGUACAACUGGAUUUCACUAAUCUGCGAGAAAACAAGAAACAAUGAAAGUGCUGUUUCAUAGCGCAUUGCCGGGGCAGAUUGUCUGAAGGAUUAUAAAGAAACCAUUACCGUAGCCGGUUAUCUGUCUGCUAGUUAUGUCAUGUUUUUCAGGAGAGUACAAUGUGAAGAUCUCCAUCUUCUUUCGAUUCCACCACCAGUCUGUUUUCACAUGUGAGAUGUGGAACUUUGAGAGAUAGAUUUAGUUCUGAAAAGUAGGCCUGUGUUCAAUGUAAUAUCUAUGUGCCUUGUCCUAAACUAUGACUUUCACAAAAAUUCACCUUGAGUAUUUUUAUUCUUGUAUUUCUUACACAAGUUUUAAUUAAUUUCAGUGAUAUUAAAACCAUUUUUGUGUCUGAAAAUUUCAGAGAUGUGUUAUUCAAGAUGAAGGAUUGUGAAGUCAGUAUUUAUCCUAAAUUCCUGUGAAUGAAAAUAUGCUGAAUAAAUAAAAGUAUACAAAUGAUUUACUGUAUAUUGAAACAAAUAUUGAUGUUAAUUUAAAUCAAUGAAGAAAUGAUCUGCUGGUAAACUACCAUUGUUAUUAAUAAUUUUUUGUGAAUGUUAGUUAUUACACAAUACUGAUUGAGCAAUUCACUGUGAAAACAAUAUUCGAUACAAUACAUUUGUGACUGGUGAUCUAUUGCUUUGCGUGUUGAAAAAUAAAUGCAUUUACCCAAAA
This is a messenger RNA of Conger conger (European conger), 7092 nucleotides long. RefSeq names its product ciliary rootlet coiled-coil, rootletin family member 2 (gene crocc2). The transcript has 36 exons. NCBI's taxonomy places the organism in Eukaryota, Metazoa, Chordata, Actinopteri, Anguilliformes, Congridae. The record is from RefSeq and is a predicted model, not a curated record. The coding region runs from base 215 to 6205 and encodes 1996 amino acids.